Molecule: messenger RNA, 1455 nt
Organism: Purpureocillium takamizusanense
Lineage: Eukaryota; Fungi; Ascomycota; Sordariomycetes; Hypocreales; Ophiocordycipitaceae
Exons: 2
Coding region: 1-1455 (484 amino acids)
Cellular component (GO): fungal-type vacuole membrane
Source: RefSeq, a predicted model, not a curated record
AUGGGCUGGUUCAAGAAGACAAAGGACGCUGGCAAGGAGCCUCCCAAGUAUGAGCACGCGGUGAACGCGCCGGCUGCAGCGCCGGCGGCGUCUGCUGCGGGUGGCCUCGGCGGCGGCGAAGGCGUGGCGGCCCGCGACGCUGGCGAGAGCGCAGCAGCAGCAGCAGCCGACGAUGCCUCGUCCGUCGACCACGUCGCCGACGCAAAGAAGCCCAAGGAGAAGCUCACGCGGCGGCAGAAGCUGCGCAACCAGCAACAAAAAGUCAAGGCGCACUGCCGCCGCUUCUGGCUGUGGUACCUCAUUGGCACCAUUAUCUUUCUGGCCAUUCUGCUGCCGAUUGUGUUCAAGGUAAUCGUGCCAGCCAUCGUCCAGGCCAUCCUCAACUCGCAGGACCUCCCCGUGCACAGCGGCGCCCUCCAGGCCCUCACGCCCGAGCGCACCAUCCUCUCGCUCAACACGUCGCUCGACACGCCCCUGCCCGUCAACAUCGACACGCUGCCGCUGUACCUGUACAACCACGACACGGAGCCGUACUCGCCGUUCGUCACCCUCACGCUGCCCAAGCAGCGCGUCAGCGGCGACACCCCCGCCAUCAUCACCAACCAGACCGUCGUCGUCGCCAACGAGACGGAGCUCGUCCGCUGGUUCGACCGCGUCUUCGUCCAGGACGAGGUCGAGCUGUCCGUCCGCGCCGACCCAACCAUCCACCUCGGCGAGCUCACCUCCACGCCGCACCUCGACAAGACCAUCAAGCUCCCCGGGCUCAACAACCUCAAGGGCUUCGGCAUCACCGAGCUCACCGUCAUGCUCCCGCCCCAGGACGGCAAGAACAUCAAGGGCAUGCUCAACCUGCCCAACUCGGGCGUCCUGACGCUCCAGUUGGGCAACGUGACGCUCAACCUUUUGUCGGGCAGGAUCCGCCUCGGCGAAAUCACAAUCCACAACCUCAACCUCCCGCCCGGCAACAACUCAUGCGCCUUUGAAGGCAUGCUCUUCCUCGACACCCUCGGCCCCAACCUCGCCACCAUCCUCGCCGACCAGGCCGCCCCGCUCGGCCGCGGCGUCAUCGAGCUCAACGCGACGGGCAACGCCACCGUUGUCAACGGCGUGCACAUCCCGUACAUCGAGAAGGUGCUCAACACCAAGAAGCUCACCACGUCCAUCUCUGUCGUCACGCUGCUGAGCGAUGUCCUGAGCGGCGUCGUGGCCGGCGCCGGCAACGGCACCAGCUCCGGCAACAAUCUCAUCGACGUCCUCGGAGACGUCCUCGGCAACUCGACCUUCCUGGGCCAUGUUAUCGAGCACUGGAACACGACAGCUGGCGGCGGUGGCAGUGGCGGCGGCGGCGGCUCCAACAACAACGCUGCCAACGUCAAGAGGGCUGCGCAAAGAGGCUCCAUGGUAUGGACUAUGCUCAAGCUGGGCAUGAAGAUGAAGAGGGCCCAGGGGUUAUGA